This is a messenger RNA of Candidozyma duobushaemuli, 4350 nucleotides long. RefSeq names its product Pan1p (gene PAN1). Bases 1 to 4350 code for a protein of 1449 amino acids. Gene Ontology annotation, biological process: actin cortical patch assembly; endosomal transport; endocytosis. The transcript is spliced from 3 exons. Lineage: Eukaryota; Fungi; Ascomycota; Pichiomycetes; Serinales; Metschnikowiaceae. The record is from RefSeq and is a predicted model, not a curated record. Gene Ontology annotation, cellular component: nucleus; actin cortical patch; mating projection tip. Gene Ontology annotation, molecular function: actin binding; calcium ion binding.
AUGUACAAUCCGUACCAGGGCGGCUACCAAGGCGGCUACCAGCAAGGUGGUGGCUUUCAAGGCCAGUAUGGAUUUCAGGGCCAGCAGCAGCAGCCGUAUAUGCAGCAGCAGCAGACCGGGUUUUAUCAGCAGAAUCAACCCCAGCAGCCUGGUCUCUUCCAGGGCCAGCAGACGGGCUUUCAACCUCAACAAACGGGGUUCCAGCCUCAGCAAACUGGGUUUCAGCAGCAAUUUCCCCAGCAGACCCCUCAAUUGAACCAGCAGGCCACAGGCUUCCAGCCUCAACAGACUGGCUUCAACUCCGGCUACAACCAGCCCUUGACGGCUCAGAAAACCGGCUUUUCCGCCGCUUUGGGCUCCGUCACCGAAAACACCGAGUUGAAGAUUCCUAGCAUCCGUUUGUCCUUUAUCAGCGCUGAGGACCAGACCAAGUUUGAGCACCUCUUCCGUACCGCAGUGCCCAAGGGAGAGAACUCCAUCAGUGGUGACGGUGCAAGAGACAUCUUGUUGCGUUCUGGAUUGCAACCUGUCACUUUGGCUGAGAUAUGGACCCUCGCCGAUACAAACAAGCUGGGUGCUCUUUUGUUCCCAGAGUUCGCCUUGGCCUUGCACUUGUGCAACAUGUCUUUGAAGAACGAGCCAUUGCCUGGCGUCUUGCCUGAACGCUGGCAAAACGAGGUGCAGAGCUUCGUCGAUGCCAUCAGUUUUUCCGUUCCAGAGGACCCCAACAAGAUCAUGGCCAACACUCCAUUUUCUUCCUUUGCAGCUCCAAAGCCUUCUCAGAGCGACUGGUUGGACAACCAGCCCGUGAACCUGAACUUCUCUGGCAACGCGGCCCCUCCUCCAACCUCAUUUACGGCACAGCCAACAGGCGGUCUCAACUCGUUGACUGCUCAACGUACUGGCGGUGGUUCUUUCGUGGCUUUGCAGCCUCAGCAGACCGCUGGUUUGGUUCCUGCCCAGCCAUUGCAGUCUCAGAGAACUGGCCCACUCCAGCAACAGGCCACUGGCUUCCAGCAGCAACAGCAGCAACAGCAGCAGCAGCCUCAAUUGACCUCUCAGCGCACUGGUCCUUCCAACUUCCAGCCUCAGCAAACUGGCCUUCAGCCACAGGGCACAGGCUUUAAUGGCUCUCAGGGCCUUCAGCAGCAGCGCACUGGUGGACUUCAGCAGCAACGUACCGGUGGUUUCCAGCCUCAACAGACUGGCGGUUUCCAGCCUCAACAGACUGGUGGAUUUCAACCUCAACCAACCGGUGGUUUCCAGCCUCAGCAGACCGGUGGCUUGUUGCAGUCUCAGCCCACUGGUAAGCCUGGUCAAUGGGGUUUUGUUCACACUCCCACCGGAGGUAUUCCUGGUUUGAAUGUAAUGGAGCAGCACUUCUUGCCUAAUGCUCAAAUGAACACCAACAAUUUGCAGAAUGCUAUGGGAGGUACAUUGAAGAGCAAUGUGACCUGGGCUAUCACAAAGCAGGAGAAGCUGAUUUAUGAUGGCAUUUUCGGAGCUUGGGAUCCUGAGAGAAAGGGUUUUAUUCAAGGCGACACUGCCAUUGGUAUCUUCAACAAGUCAGGUUUGAGUAGACCCGACUUGGAGUCUAUCUGGAAUUUGUGUGAUGCUGGCAACCGUGGAAAGCUUAACAAGGAUGAAUUCGCCGUGGCCAUGCAUCUUGUGUACCGUCGUUUGAACGGACUUGAAAUUCCUUUGAGAUUGCCUCCAGAGUUGAUUCCUCCUUCUGCCAAGUACUUGCAGGAUUCCGUGGAUUCCUUGAAGAACCUGUUGAAGGGUGGCUCGAAGGGCAAGCCCCAGGCUGCCAAGCCACCUACUUCUGCAUCGAGAUUCAGAAACAACGACGACGAUAUGGGAUAUGUGUCCAACUCUCGUCACCGCAGCAGAAGACCUGCCGAGGAGCAGCCAAGUAGCGUUCAAUCAUCUAAAUCACGAGACUUGACUACUGCCGACUUGAAGAAAUUGAUUAGAGAGAAGCAAAUUUUGUUAGAUGCCGUUAACGCUGAGGAUCAACACUCUUCCAUUGCCAACAAGCAGUCCGAUGAUUACAACAGCAGAUUGAUUGAAGGCUUGAAGACUCAGAUUAGAGACACAGAAUCCAAAUUGAGCAAGGUUUCCCUUGGAGGCUCCCAAGAGGAGAAGACUCAGCUUUUGGAGAAAUUGAACCAUUUCACCAAGGACAAGGUUCCUAGUUUGAUUCAGAGAAUUCACAAGGUUAACCAAGACCUUGCCAGGACCAAGACAGAGGUCGCUAAGGCCAAGUUGAAGAAGGAGUACCCAGAUUGGACUCCUGAGGCAGGCGACGCUGAUAUCGUUGGCACUGGUCCAAACGGUGAAGUGACUGAUACUGAUAGAAGAAAGCACAAGUCCAAGGCGCUUUUGAGACAGCGUAUGGCUGCCCUCACUGGCAAGUCGGUCUCUGACGGUACCAACAAGGAUGCUGAUCAAAAGCUCAAGCAAAUCUCUGACAAUGCCACCAAGGAAUGCGAGAGCGAGUCAUCUAUGAUCAAGGAUAUUGAGACAAGCAUCAAGGACUUGGAAGACGGUGCCGCUCUUCACCUUCAGGUAUCCGUAAAAGACCAGAGUGGCAGCGAGAAGUGGGAAAGCGGAAUUGGCGUGUCGCAUGCUGUGAAGGUUUUCCUCGAUGAGUUGAAGAAGUUUGAGCAGAAGCAGUCGAAGCCUCAGGGUCUGAGUGGGGAUUACUUCUCAGGCUCUGAACCCGCAUCCCAAACCGCUCCAAGUCUGUCAUCGUCCAGAAGCAGUGCUGUUUCUUCGCCAGCUGCUCACAAAACUCCUGAGGAGAGACAGGCCUACAUCAAGGAGCAGGCUCAGAAGAGAAUGAACGAGAGAUUGGCUAAAUUGGGUCUCUCUCGUAAGGGCUUCAUCCCCAAACCAGCAUCACCAAAGCCUGUGGAAACACCCAAGGCUCCUGAACCAGCUCCUUCGAAACCAGAGCCUCAGCAGCCGAAGGAAGCACCAAAAGCUCCUGAACCGGCUCCUUCGAAACCAGAGCCUCAGCAGCCGAAGGAAGCACCAAAGGCUCCUGAGCCUGAGAAGCAAGAUGAAUCCAGUGAUGACGAUGAUGAAGAGUAUGCUGCCUUACUCAAGCAAAAGCAAGAAUUGGAGGCUAAGAAGCUUAAGAAGAAGCAAGAGAAGGAAGCAAGACUUGCCAAAUUGAAAAAGGAGAUGGCCGACAUGGAAGGCUCAAGCGAUGAGGAGGCUCCAGCUCCUGCAAAGGCUUACACGCCUAGCAGCAACAAGCCUACUCCUACCACUGAAGCUCCAAAAGCUCCUGAGCCACCAGCUGAGGCUAAGCCAGAAGAGCCUAAGAAAGAGGAGUCGAGUCAGGCUGCUAAUGGUCCUCACAAGAGCAACCCAUUUGCCAGAUUUGGCACUGACGCCAAUAAGGGUGCUGAAAAGGCUGGAACCCCAGGCUCUCAGAACUCCAACCCCUUCUUCAAGUCUCAGCAAAAGCAGGAGCCUGUUGACCAGAAACGCAUGGAAGCGCAAAGAGCCUCCCAGAGAGGUUUGGGAAGUGAUGACUGGAGUGACGAGGAGGCAAACUCCUCUGACGAUGACGAGCCUAACAGAGCUGGUGCCGCUAAGUUGGCCAGUUUGCUCUUCGGUGGUAUGCCUCAGCCAGUGACCAGGAAUCCAACUGGAAACCCAGCUGCCCAAGAGCAGAAGGCCCCAGAACCAGCACAAGCUGCAGAGAAGCAAGCUGAGCCUCAGGCUCCACAGCAGCCUCCUCUGGCUCCUGCUGAAGCGCCUCCUGCUCCUGCUGAAGCGCCUCCUGUUCCUGCUGAAGCUCCUCCUGCUCCUUCUCAAGCUCCCCCUGCUCCUGCUCCUCCUGCUCAAGCCCCUCCGGCUCCAGUGGCUAGUACUCAAAAUGACGACGAGUCAUCUGAGUUUGACAGCGACUCCACCGAUGAGUUUGCAACACCUUCGCCACCAAGCAGAGCUGCUGAUCUCGGUGCUGAUGAUGUGCCUCCAGUUCCUGGUCAGGCUCCUCCUCCACCAAUUCCUCAGGAAGCUCCUCCAGUUCCAUCUGCUGUCCCACCUAUUCCACAAGAAGCACCUCCAGUGCCACUGCAGGCUCCUCCUCCACCAUCUGGAGGUCCUCCUCCGCCUCCUCUUCCUGCUCAGGCUCCGCCCGCUCCUUCAGGUGGUGCUCCCCACCACCUCCAUCAUCUUGGAGGAGCAAAGGCGGCAGGACCACCUCUGGGAGGUGCACCAAACAUCGGUGCUCUCUUGGGACAAAUUCAGGGCGGAAAGUCUCUUAAAAAACUUGACGAUAGUCAAAAGAAGGUUGCCGAUGGUGCUACUGUCGGUAGAGUGCUUUAA